AAUUGUAUAAUAGUGAAUAGCUAUCGUGCACGCAAACUUUUACCGAUUGAAAUUUGUGACGUUUUCCCGGAAGUAGACUUUCUCUAUGAUUAUAUAUAAUGUAGUUUUGACACUUACGGCUUGCCAUUAAGGAACAGGUGACUUGCUUUUCAAGAGAUUAGCGUUUUAAAGUAAUUUGAGGAUGGAAGAGAUGUCAAUAUUGAGAGCCAUCACUGAACUGAAUAUAAGCCGAACAAUCAAGGGGGUGCGCUGUAUCGUUCGCUUUCCUGAGGGUGUUUCAAGCCUGUUUGAUGCAUUCUCAACACACUUAGAUAAGCAAAUAUCAAUUCCCGGGCUUUUUCGGUUGUUUGAGCUAGCGGAAGGCAUCAGCAUCAGGGCCUUACAAGACGACCCGAAUACCUUCCUGGAUCACAAACCUAUGUUUGCUGAUAAAUUUGUAUACGCUGGUUCAUGCAAACUAGAAAUUCAUCAAAGUCUUUACGUUUCGGCUUACUUCCAUCUUCCAUUUGAUGUCUUUUCCACAUUGGAUUACGUUGGGAAAAGUUCGUAUUGUAAAGUACAAGAAAUAUGUCAAAGAGACAAUUCGCAGUGGUUUGCUAGACUGAGUCUGCAGAACAUUAUGGUCGAUCCGGUUACCAGAAAACCUCUAGAGCUCCCUGCUUCUUGGCGAAAAAAGUAUGGAUCAAUGUGUACUGGUUCACCGUUUGUUAUGGAAAAACUAAACCGCCCAGACGCGUGCAUGGCUGUAGACCACUACAAGAUUCAGGCAUCGGAUAUUGACAUCCAAAACCACACCAACUGGGUCGUUUAUGUUCAAAUUUGUAUGAAUGCUUGCAGAAAAGGUUUCAACAAAGAACUAUUUAGCAAACCUUUAAUUCAGAACAGUAAAAAUGGGUUGAAGGAGUUCCAGAUAAGAUACGUAAACGAGGCUUUGGUGGAUGAAGAGGUCGUAGUUCACGCUUGGGAGACUUCGAGUAGAGAUGAUCAACUAUGUUUUGAGCUGACUAGGGGAUCCGAUGUGUGUAUUCAAGCAACCAUUGCAUUUCAUCAGUUUUCUGUUAAAAGCGCAAACACUGAAUCAAUUAAAUCAAAGAUUUGACACAGUUUCGAGUAUUUAAUGAAAUGCACGUAUGAAACUUACUUCAUUCUACCCCGCCAAAUAAAUGAUCUACACCAUACGCUAUAUAGUACAUAUACUGGUGUAGCACAAAACCUUUUUAGCUCACCGAGACGAAGUCAGGGGGAGCUUAUGCUAUACCCUCGGCGUCGGCGUCCGGACCUGGUUAAAGUUUUUGUUGCAGGUCCUGUAUCUAAGCUAUUACUUGUCCUAUCUUCACCAAACUUGCAUGGAUGAUGCAUCUGGACCUACUUAUGGACUUGAAAGACUUGUAUGCUGAAUCUGAGUCCUAAAUUUCAGAUGCUGGAGGAGGUUAAGGUUGUUGGACCAGGUUAAAGUUUUUGUUGCAGGUGCCCUCUGAUAGCAAUAUCUAAGUUACUGCAGGUCCGUACUUCACCAAACUUGCAUGGAUGGUGUGUCUUAUGAUACUGAUGCACCAGACAGGCUUGAGUGCUGAAUCUAAGCUAAAGGUUUCGGAUGCUGGAGGAGGUAAAGGUUUUUGGAGCAGGUUAAAGUUUUUGUUGCAGGUGCCCUUUGAUAGCAAUAUCUAAGUUACUGCUGGUCCGCACUUCACCAGACCUGCAUGGAUGGUGUGUCUUAUGAUACUGAUGCACCUGACAAGCUUGAUCGCUGAAUCUGAGCUAAAGGUUUCGGAUGCUGGAGGGGGUUAAGGUUUUUAGAGCUGGUUAAAGUUUUUGUUGCAGGUGCCCUCUGAUGAUUAUAUCUUAGUUACUACUUGUCCUAACUUCACCAGACUUCCACGGAUGGUGUGUCUUAUGAUACUGAUGCACCAGACAGGCUUGACUGCUGAAUCUGAGCUAAAGGUUUCGGAUGCUGGAGGAGGUUAAGGUUUUUGGAGCUGGUUAAAGUUUUUGUUGCAGGUGCCCUCUGAUGAUUAUAUCUUAGUUACUACUUGUCCUAGCUUCACCAGACUUCCAUGGAUGGUGCGUCUUAUGAUAUUAAUGCACCAGACAGGCUUGAAUGCUGAAUCUGAGCCAUAGGUUUCGGAUGCUGGAGGAGUUUAAGGUUUUUAGAGUUGGUUAAAGUUUUUGAAACAGGUGCCCUUUGAUAGCAAUAUCUAAGUUACUGCUGGUCCGUACUUCACCAAACUUGCAUGGAUGGUGCGUCUUAUGAUACUGAUGCACCUGACAGGCUUGAAUGCUGAAUCUGAGCUAAAGGUUUCAGAUGCUGGAUAUGGUGAAGUUUUUUGGAACAGGUCACAUGUUUAAUAGAUAAUAGUACUAUUUCAAACUUGCAUAGUUGUUUAAACUGUAAUAUGAAUGAAUCACAGAGGAAGCUUCAGAUGCAGAGCUUGAUCUCCAUUAUCAAGGAUGCUAAAAAAUAUAUCUGAGUUAUUACAGGUCCUAACUUCACCAAACUUGAAUGGAUGGUGUGUCUUAUGAUACAGAUGCACCUGACAGGCAUGGAUGUUGAAUCUGAGCCAAAGGUUGCGGAUGCUGGAGCAGGUUAAGGUUUUAAUUGCUAGUGCCCUCUGAUGAUGAUAUCUUAGUUAUUACUGGUCUGAACUUCACCAAACGUGCAUGGAGAUGCGUCUUAUGUAUACUGAUGCACCUGACAGGCUUGAAUGCUGAAUCUGAGCCAUAUGUUUCGGAUGCUGGAUGAGGUUUAGUUUUUUUAACAGGUCACAUGUUUUAUAGAUGAUAGCUUGCAUAGUUGAUUUAACUAUAUUAUA
Molecule: messenger RNA, 2810 nt
Organism: Magallana angulata
Lineage: Eukaryota; Metazoa; Mollusca; Bivalvia; Ostreida; Ostreidae
Exons: 3
Coding region: 182-1099 (305 amino acids)
Source: RefSeq, a predicted model, not a curated record